Hemiscyllium ocellatum (epaulette shark) is the source of this 1083-nucleotide messenger RNA. Its product is annotated as zona pellucida sperm-binding protein 3-like. NCBI's taxonomy places the organism in Eukaryota, Metazoa, Chordata, Chondrichthyes, Orectolobiformes, Hemiscylliidae. Gene Ontology annotation, molecular function: acrosin binding. The transcript has 8 exons. The record is from RefSeq and is a predicted model, not a curated record. Gene Ontology annotation, biological process: positive regulation of acrosome reaction; egg coat formation; binding of sperm to zona pellucida. The coding region runs from base 1 to 1083 and encodes 360 amino acids. Gene Ontology annotation, cellular component: extracellular matrix.
AUGUCUGAGGUUGGGAAUGUGUUCCCACUGCAGACUGUGAUGGUGCAGUGUGGAGAGCACAACCUGCUGGUCAGGGCCCAGCUGGAUUUAUUUGGAACCGGGCACCUGAUUAAAGCUGCUGACCUGACCCUGGGGACAGCAGGUUGUCAGCCAACCAGGGUCUACCCUGAGAACCAGACUGUCCUCUUUGACUAUGGGCUGCAUGAGUGUGGUAGUAGAUUGCAGAUGACUGGAGAUUUCCUGGUCUACACCACUCACCUGACCCACAUCCCAAACUAUCCUGGAUCUGUCAUCGUGAGAACAAAUGGAGCUGUUGUUCCCAUUGAAUGUCGGUAUUUCAGGAAGGGCAAUGUGAGUAGCAAUCCCAUCAAGCCCACCUGGAUCCCAUUCAGCUCCACCAGGUCUGGAGAAGGGCAUCUGUCAUUCUCUCUGCGUCUAAUGAAUGGUGAUUGGCUUACAGAGCGCACUUCCACUGUCUACUCACUGGGAGACCUCAUUCACAUUGAGGCAUCUGUUUCACUGGCCAACCAUGUGUCCCUGAAGCUGUACAUUGAUCGCUGUGUAGCUACACUGAGCCCAGACAAGGACUCCACACCAAGAUACAGCAUCAUUGACUACAAUGGUUGCCUCCUGGACAGCAAAGCUGAGGACUCCUUUUCAACCUUUGUGUUGCCGAGAGACGGGCGGAAGCCGGACAAGCUCCAGUUUGACCUGGAUGCCUUCCGUUUCAAUGGAGAUGAGCGUUCCUUGAUAUUCAUCACCUGUCACCUGAGAGUUGCUGCAGUGGAUCAGGGAGAUUCCAGGAACAAAGCUUGUACUUUCCAGAAGCUGGAGCGUAUCUGGAGGCCAUUGGAGGGGUCAGACAGUGACAUCUGUGCCUGUUGCCAUGUGGGGAAUUGUGGGAGCACAAGGGAGAUCCUGAUCCCUUUCAGAGGAAGGAGAGACCUUGCUACUGAAGCAGGUGUGGAGUCAGAGCUGGUUGUGAUGGUGGUCCUGACUGUGACAGCUGUCUGUCUGAUCUCGGCUUCAUUGCUGGCCUUCCUCCUGUACAGGAGACACAAGCAAACACCCAUCAACUGGUGA